Messenger RNA from Copidosoma floridanum, 472 nucleotides. Its product is annotated as glucose dehydrogenase [FAD, quinone]-like. Gene Ontology annotation, molecular function: oxidoreductase activity, acting on CH-OH group of donors; flavin adenine dinucleotide binding. Lineage: Eukaryota; Metazoa; Arthropoda; Insecta; Hymenoptera; Encyrtidae. The record is from RefSeq and is a predicted model, not a curated record.
AAUUUGGGGUAAUCCGUUAUUGGAUCCUAAUUUUUACUCAGAUCCUCAAGAUAUAAAGGCUUUAGUGGAGGGGAUUAAGUUCACCAACAAGUUUACAGAGACCCAGGCUUUUAAGUCUAGUGGUAUGAAGGUGGUACAAACUUCAACACCAGAAUGUCAAAAUCUUUUAUCGGAUGAAAUGCAGUACUAUGAAUGCGUUGCCAGAAAACAUUUUAUAUCUGUUUACCACCCAGUUGGAACAUGUAAAAUGGGCCCAGCCAGUGAUCCUAGAGCAGUGGUGGAUUCAAGGCUGAAAGUGUAUGGUAUUGAAGGACUGAGAGUGAUCGAUGCUUCCAUCAUGCCUAUUGUGACAAGAGCAAACACUAACGCACCUUCAAUCAUGAUAGGGGAAAAGGGAAGCGAUUUAAUUAAGAAAGAUUGGUUGUCAGAAAAUAAUGACUGUAAGGACCAUUUUUGUAAUAUUGGUAAAUAG